Molecule: messenger RNA, 1975 nt
Organism: Sturnus vulgaris (Common starling)
Lineage: Eukaryota; Metazoa; Chordata; Aves; Passeriformes; Sturnidae
Source: RefSeq, a predicted model, not a curated record
UUCUCAUCUGGCAAAUACAGUGAAACCAAGCGGUCGGAGUUCAUUUGCUCUAGAGGAGCAGCGAAGAGAGAGGACGUUAAAUAUAAAAAAGCAAGAACCAUCUGUAGCUUUUUUUCCCUGAUAGUAGCAGUGUUUUAGAGGUAAAAUGAUUCCUCCGAGCAGCAAGACUGAAGUCAGCGUGGAGAGUGUGGAGAAAGAGAAUGAAGUGGAGAGCACAGAGCAGCCCCCCUCUCCAGCAUCAACUACCAGCCAGGAAUCAAAGCUUCAGAAACUGAAACGAUCCCUCUCCUUCAAGACGAAAAGCUUGCGGAGUAAAAGUGCAGACAAUUUCUUCCAGAGGACUAAUAGUGAUGUGAAACUGCAAGUAGACUUGAUGCCUGAGGUGAGCACAAGCACUGGGCAACUCCCCAACUCAGAGAGCCAGGCAUCUUCGCCCACCAGAGCCCAACAGCUGCCAGAAAACAAGACUCACAUCUUCCAGGAGCACAUCUUCAAAAAACCAACCUUCUGUGAUGUCUGCAACCAUAUGAUUGUUGGGACAAAUGCUAAGCACGGACUGCGCUGUAAGGCUUGUAAGAUGAGCAUCCACCACAAGUGUGCAGACAGUAUCAGACAGCAGCGUUGCAUGGGCAAGCUGCCAAAGGGAUUUCGACGGUACUACAGCUCACCACUACUCAUUCAUGAACAGUUUGGCUGCAUCAAAGAAGUGAUGCCUAUUGCCUGUGGAAAUAAGGUUGACCCUGUGUAUGAAACUCUCCGCUUUGGGACUUCUUUAGCACAGAAAACCAAAAAGGGAAGUUCUGGAAGUGGGUCUGACUCUCCCAACAGAAACUCUACAGCUGACUUGGUGGAAGUUCCAGAGGAAGGCAAUAGUUCUGCGGGCACCCUUGACAUAAGCAGAAAACGCAGCAACAGUGUGUUUACAUACUCUGAAAAUUGCACAGAACACUUUGGAGAAGAACCAAAAAGUAUACAUUCCCUGGGACCAUUUUAUAAAAGCAUGUUACAUGUGAACACCUAUGUUGCCUUGUACAAAUUUGUACCACAAGAAAAUGAAGACUUGGAGAUGAGGCCAGGGGAUAUGAUCACACUUCUGGAAGACUCUAAUGAAGACUGGUGGAAAGGAAGAAUUGAUGACAGAACUGGAUAUUUUCCUGCUAACUUUGUUCAGAGAGUGCAACAAAAUGAAAAGAUUUACAGGUGUAUCAGGACAUUCAUUGGCUGCAAGGAACAGGGACAGAUAACUCUGAAAGAGAACCAGGUGGGUUCACUAGGCACAAGCCGUGACUCAAAACUUGCACUAAGGGACAGGUUGGUGGCAUCAGCUCAUCUAAAUAGGAUGAUGACAUGCUAAGGGUGAUGCACAGCUUGAGUUCUCUGAAACCUGGAUACAAUAAAAAGGGCUAAUCCUCAACAACAGCUGAUUCAUCGGGUGAAAUCCAAAACUCUGAAUGCUACCAUGUCCUCAUCUGGGAUUAUUCUGAAUUUACCCCCACGUAAGAAAAUCAAGAUCCAAAUCUCCAUACCACAACUUGUUGGUGAAAUCCUUGGCAGCAUACAUAGAAGGGGAUGAGAGCAAAAGUGUCCAUAGAUGGUGUUUUAUUCAGUGUUCUCUGAAAACUGCAGAAUUUGGAGCUGCUCCAGGGCUUUGAGAAGUUCCAGCAGCUGUCACAGACAGAGAGGCCUCCUGAGUUGCACAGGAUUAUGAAAGUGUGGCAUAUUGUGGCCGAGCUUACUCUGCCCCUGUACCCUACCCUUCCUUGGAAAGUAGUGGAAAAAAUCUCUGCCAUUUAGGGUCUGGCACACGCAAGGCUUAGUGUCUUUGUAUGAGAAAAUUACAGCUGGAAUUUGGGAGAAUUCAGGUGUAUCGGUAUGUAGAGUGAGAGUUCUCACAUUAAGGCACUGUACUCCUCAUGCCCAGUGAAAAUCUAAAGUUAUUGCUGUAGCAGAGUGCUCUCACUGAUAUCAAGGAACA